UGGCAGACCUUCCCUCUCCUCAAGAGCCUUCCUCCUGAGCCACACCCGCGUUGUAGGAAAUCUAGAAUGCGGGUGCCCCUGCUCUGGGAUUUCCGGCAUACUCAGCAAACUUGGAUCAUCCAAUCUCUACUGCUGUAGCAACGCUCCGACCUCUGUGUCAUCUCUCGAGAUCCAAUUAAUUGCCUUCUUUCCUCUGCUAAAGCUGAGGGAGAGUUCCUUCCCUACCUACUUAAUCGUAUUCUUCAAGCCCUGCCGAAUGUUGCACCAUUUUUGAGGACUGCUCACCCUUUUCGCCGGGCCGCUAGUUUCUGCAAUUUUCACCCGAUUCUACCAGGAAGCAGGGUUCGUUGCUUGCCAGUAGCCGCCAUGGAAACGAACGCCCUCUACCAGACCGCCAUUACAUGGCAUCGGGCCUAUGAAGAACGGCCACCAGACGCCCAUCUUUGUUGUCCCAAAACUGACGACGAGGACACGGCAAACUACGAUGAACCCGAUGUUCCUGAUGAAGGCGGCAUAUCAGCUGAGGAGAAGGGGCGGCGGAUCAAAGAAUACGAGGACAGAUUUCAAACUGUCUACAACCUCAGCAUCUUGAUGGGUCUCGGUAGGGAGGUCGCGGGAGAGUGGCUUGACAACUGGGCGCAGGCCGUCGAAUCCUGUCUCACGAGGUGCGAUUCAUGCGUGAGAAACUGGCAGCGGAACCGCGAGCCGUACCUGAAUGGCCUACAUCUCGCGCCCGAACAGAUUGACUACAUGCGGAAAAGGCUCGACGAGUUCGACAGGCAACGCAUAGACGAGGGUCUGCGGAGGGCGAGGAAAAUACUCGAGGAGCAUGGCCCAAUGACGACGGCGAAGCUAGUCGAUCACGACAUGACGGCCGUUUUGGCUCUAUUCGAAGCCCUUUGCAGCAUUCAAUACCUCUCCCAGACGGAAAAUAGAGAAGACUUCAACUAUGUCUUCGAGCAUACCCAACCCAAGAAACCUUUGAGAUUGCAAGGAGGCAUCAUACCUGCCAUGACCUUCUUCCUCUUCGACGAACCCGCGGUCCCUUACAGACGAAAGUUCGCGGAGACGGCUUGGGAGAAACGGUCUCCCGGAUCUCUCACGGAUCAGGAAUGGGACUGGGCCGUCUGCCCCCUACUGACCAAUGCCAUCUUGAGGGUAUCGCUCGCGAGAGGUAUGCCAUCGGAAGACAGGAUCUCCGGGUUCUGGCGCGGCUUCUGGUUCGUCCUCCGCUCCCUGAGCGAGCAACAGAUCAUCAACUCCCUCCGGGCAAUGGAGGUGUCUCCAAGCGUCUACUUCCUCGCCCUCGAGCACCUAGCUACUGACUCCGACGAGGCCUUGCUGGCGGUCCUGACUGGACUUCGAAAGCUCAUGGAAAAGUCGCCGAGUGCCUUUUGGGCCGCGUUUGACCAAGUCACUCCUAGCCAACUUGUGGAGGAGAUUUUCAAGAGUCCGGCGUUCCGCCGCUUUCUGAGCAGGUCCCUAUUGUCGGAGAUGAUGAUCACCGAAGGUGACGUUCAGGUACCAGCGUUGGCUGCUUGGACGAGGGCGUUCAUCCGCUCCUUGCCUUCCAUACAGCGGUCAGACGUGUGUGAAUCGUUGUUGCGGCACCUGUUCGACAACUUCCGUCUAGACCCGACUGCCGACAGAGCCACGCAAGCAACCUGCACCCUGACCGGUUUGGUUACUCUCAGCGAGUCGCUCGAUGGGUUUCUUCACCAGGAGGCGCCGUUCAACACGGGAACCGCGCUCAUCAUGGUUAACCAACUUUUGAACCGCGUCGUCCAGUACAGUGACGUGAUUGUCACCGCGGCUGGCCUCAAGCCUGGAGACACGUUCAAUGUCGGCAUUUCCCAAACUGCCAUGGCUAUCAUACAUUCCGCGCUCGCAUUGGAUGCAAGGGCGACAGAGAUCGAAUGGAAAGCCUUGAUGGGGGGGAUUCCGGUACAGAAUGCGGUGAACCGGAACUCUGGGACACUCUGGGAGUCAUUCCUGGACAUGCUUUGGUACAGACAGCUCGGGCAUGUCGAGUUGGCGAAAGCGAUGCUGAUGGCUACGCUGCAUCUCCGAACCAUUGAGCAGAUCAUCCCCAAGCGCAAAGAGCAACUCAGGCGGGAGCAGCAGAAAUUCAACGAGCGGUAUCAACAGCAGACCGCGGCGAUCGGGCGGAUUUUCGGUCGACUCUCGGAUUUCGAGCGAAAGGACUUCGGCGAGUUUUGCUCAGGACCGACAAUCCAUCCUAUUGUAUCGUCAUUGAUCCACGGCGAAGAUGCGAUUCGCGAUGCUGGGUUUGAGUUACUCAAGGCCAUCGCGGACGAGAGCUCGCCGACCGAGGCUGUUGCUAAGAUGCUCGAAGAUUACCUCACCCCGUUCCUGGACGCGUUUUCCGAGGCUGUCAGUAAAGUCACCGCGAAACAAGACGCUAGCAGCCCUUGGAGUCACAUGCUGCCUCUUCUGAAGUGUAGCGAGUUUGUUCUGAACGGUCUCUGCGAUCCUUCUGUAGGUCAGCUGAGACGCAAGUCUCUCACGACCGAGGAGCACAAUGCUGUCAAGCGCUGGUGGGAGACCGUGUGGCAAGCCAUUGACCACUCGUUCAAGAUGAUGAGGACAUGGCACGAGAGAGUCGAGAAGAAGAUCAUGGAGGACUUCUGUCGAGACGUCAUGGAACUGGCUAACAAGUUGUUUGCCCAAGACGGCGUCAUGGCUUCUGCUCUCAGCCAGCAUAGCAGCCCAGAUACUGUCCAGGCUAACGGUGUUGCUACGACGAACGCCAUGAGGAUCGUCCUAGAGCCACCUAAGAGGUACUCGAAUUCCCUGGCCGACAUGCUGCAACUCAAGGACAGAUACCUCAUCAUGGGCAUCAUCGAAGUGAUCAAGAAGCUCGUGGCGAGGUUGAAACAGAACGACAUGGAGUUGCCGCCAAGAACUCUUGCGCACCUCGGCAACAUGCUCAAGCGGAGGAAACUCGCCGAUGGAAGGUUCGAUUAUGUCCAGAGGACCAACCUGACGAAUGAGCAGCGGAUCGAGCUGCUCAAGGCCCUCGGGGAGGAUGCUGUGAUCGAGGAGCAGUUCAUGGGUGUCAAACCCGGGGAGAAGGAAGCGAGGGAGAGGGAGCGGUCCAUGAAACAGAGCAAGCUCGAUUUUUCCAAGGGCGGCCUGAACCUCUCGACCGCGACGAAGGAUCACCUCGCCGAACUUACCCCUGCCUUUGAGAAGCGUAAGUCCGCUUUGCUGGAGAGCUUGAAGGAGGAGGGCCCGAAGGUCAAGCCGCAACCUAAGCUGGACCAGAAGGCGAUCCUCGCCACUCAAUCAUCCAUUAAAGAGGCCCGAGCCCGGGAGAAGGCGGAGAAGGCCAAGAGAGAUGCCGAGGCCAUUGCCAAAGCAAGAGCCCUGCGGGCCCCGCAAAAGACCGUUGCUGGGGAGGGAUCCGGCUUACAGGGUAUCGCUGGUGUCCGAGGCAAGGACCACGCUCCGGUCGUCAAAGAUGAGAUCAUGGUUGGGUCCUCUUCUGAAGAGGAAGAUGAAUCCGAGGACGAUGAGCGGAUCACGUUGAAGGCGAAGGCCAAGUACCAGACCCUCAAUGAGGCUGAGCGUCGUCGGCUCCUCAUGUUGACUGAGAAGCGGGGUCCUGUCAAGAAGGUCAAACUGCAGAGAUCGGCGAAGGACAUGCGAGCGCGCCUGAUCCCGCCGAUGGAUGUGCUGCACCAAGCGAUCUUGGAGUGGGAUAUCUUUCACGAGGGCAGCGACCCCCCCAAUGGUUUCCGCUGCGAGGUUGUCUCCAACACGUAUACAGAUCCCCACAGCUACAAGCAGACCUUCUUUCCUCUGCUCAUCAACGAGGCCUGGCGUUCCUUUGUCACGGCGAAGGAUGAAACCACCUCCAGGCCUUUCGGUAUCAAGGUGCUCAACCGCAUGACGGUCGACAAGUUCCUGGAAGUUACUGCCUCGGUGCCGGCAAAUGUCAGUAGGGACCGUGGUCUGUCAGAAGGGGAUAUUGUAAUCGUUUCAAAGGCAGAGGACCCGCUCAACCAACCGACGGAGCUGCACUGUCUCUCCCGUAUCUGGAAGAUCACCUACAAGAAAGAUACAGCCGAGGUUGUCUACCGCCUCAACGCCAAGGGAAAUCAGAUCUUGCCGGCACUUCUUCCGGGUGCCGAGUUCCAUGUCGUCAAGAUCACCAACAUGACGACAAUCGAGCGUGAAUAUGCAGCGCUAGAGAGUCUGCAGUACUACGACCUCAUGGACGAAGUCCUGAAGGCGCAGCCGUCUCCGAUGCUUACCUUUGGGGACGAGGCAGUAAAGGGGGUUAUGGAGAACUACCAACUCAAUCCGGGCCAAGCGCGUGCUAUCCUGAACGCAAAGGAGAACGAUGGCUUCACCCUUGUUCAGGGUCCUCCUGGAACUGGCAAGACGAAGACUAUUGUUGCCAUGGUCGGCUGCCUCUUGACCGGAGUCCUCAAGUCGUCGAGCCAUGCGGUUCCAAUUGGUAGACCUGGGGGUGCGGCUUCUAAUGGAGUGGGCACAUCCAAGAAGUUGCUCAUCUGCGCCCCCAGCAACGCCGCCGUCGACGAGUUGGUGCUACGGUUGAAGGGCGGGGUGAAAACGAUGCAUGGCACAUCCCACAAAAUCGAGGUGCUGCGUCUGGGCCGCAGUGAUGCCAUCAACGCCGCCGUCAAGGAUGUCGCGCUUGACGAGUUGGUCAAGGCGCGGAUGGACGUGGAAAUCAACAAUAUCAGCGGCCCUAGCGAUCGUGAGAAGCUGCACCAGGAAGCCGGCGAGCUAAAGAAUAAAGUCACGGAACUGCGGCCACAGCUCGAGGCGGCUCGAGCAAGCGACAACCGCGCGCUCGCCAUGAAGCUGCAGCGGGAAUUCGACGAGCUGAAGCGCCGGCAAGCCCACAUUGGUGCCAAGAUCGAUGCGCAAAAGAGCAAGGGGAAUACCUUUGCACGCGAGGUUGAAAUCAAGCGUCGGCAGAUCCAGCAAGAGAUCCUCGACAAGGCUCAGGUUCUGUGCGCCACCCUGAGCGGCAGCGGCCACGAGAUGUUCAAGAAUCUCAACGUCGAGUUCGAGACGGUCAUCAUUGAUGAGGCUGCGCAAUGCGUGGAGCUGAGCGCCCUCAUCCCUCUGAAGUAUGGCUGCUCUAAGUGCAUCCUUGUCGGAGAUCCGAAGCAGCUGCCUCCCACGGUCCUCUCGCAAUCCGCUGCGAGAUACGGCUACGAUCAGAGUUUGUUCGUUCGAAUGCAGAAGAACCAUGGCAAGGACGUGCAUCUGCUCGACAUGCAGUAUCGUAUGCAUCCCGAGAUCAGUAGGUUCCCUAGUAGGGAAUUCUACGAGGGUCUGCUGCAAGACGGUGCCGAUAUGGCCAGGCUGCGCCUGCAGCCGUGGCAUCAGAGCCUCCUCCUCGGGCCCUACCGGUUCUUCGAUGUCAAGGGCUCGCAGGAGCGUGGCCCUCAGAAUCAAUCGCUUGUCAACGACGAAGAGAUCAGGGUCGCCAUGCAGCUAUACCGCCGCUUCCGGACGGACUACGGCAACGUCGACUUGAAGGCCAAGAUUGGCAUCAUUACCCCAUACAAGGCCCAGCUGUUCCGGCUCCGGCAGCGGUUCACAGAAACGUACGGCGAGGGGAUCACGGAUGAGAUCGAGUUCAACACUACGGAUGCCUUCCAGGGACGAGAAUGCGAAAUCAUCAUCUUCUCGUGUGUCCGAGCCAGCUCGACCGGCGGUAUCGGUUUCAUGACGGACAUUCGCCGUAUGAACGUCGGUCUGACGCGCGCCAAGUCAUCGCUAUGGAUUCUGGGUGAUUCUCGUGCGCUGGUACAAGGCGAGUUCUGGGCCAAGCUCAUCGAGGAUGCAAAGCAGCGAGAUCGCUACACGACCGGAAACGUCAUGGGAUUGCUCAGCCAACCAGGGCCAAAGGUGUCGCUCGCAUCACUUGCUGCGGCGUCGUCCUACCCUACUCAACCUCAGCGGGAGAGUGACGAUGUGGUCAUGACAGAUUCACCCGAGGUUCCGCAGCAGGGAGCCUCUACGCCCAAGCCUCCGACGCCAGUACAUCAAGGAUCGGCUUCGACGACAAGGUCGGUUCCUGGUGAACAACCGGCCGCAACUCCGACGCUUCCAUAUCGCGGUACGGGCAUCGGUGGUCUGAACGAGAAAGGGGAGGUCACGUCAAUGAUGCCAAGGGGCUCUGGCCCGCCCAUGAUCCAGUCCACGGCUGGGUCCGCAGGCAAGAAGCGGCAGCGCGAUAACACCGAUGACGGCCGCUCCAGCGCCAAAAAGGCAAGUUACGAUGGUAAUGCUCAUCAGAGUUCCGACCGGUCCACCGCCAAACCAUCGGUGACUGCCAAUGUCAAACAGCCGAUAGCGCCAACCGAUCCAUCGGCCAUGGAAGUUCUAGGGUUAGCUCCCCCGACACGGGCCCCCCCACAGCCGUCCCGGCCUCCUCAACCGCCCGCUAGGCCACCCCAGGGCUCCAGACCCAGCAUGGGUCCCAAUGUACCUAAGGGCACAGUGACGUUACACAAACGGCCGGCGGCAGACCCAUUCAUUAAGAGGAAGCCGCCGAAGCGCUGA
Messenger RNA from Chaetomium strumarium, 6573 nucleotides. RefSeq names its product SEN1 N terminal-domain-containing protein. The transcript has 4 exons. Gene Ontology annotation, cellular component: nuclear body. The coding region runs from base 367 to 6573 and encodes 2068 amino acids. Gene Ontology annotation, biological process: termination of RNA polymerase II transcription. The record is from RefSeq and is a predicted model, not a curated record. Gene Ontology annotation, molecular function: transcription termination site sequence-specific DNA binding; helicase activity. Lineage: Eukaryota; Fungi; Ascomycota; Sordariomycetes; Sordariales; Chaetomiaceae.